Molecule: messenger RNA, 414 nt
Organism: Trypanosoma brucei brucei TREU927
Lineage: Eukaryota; Euglenozoa; Kinetoplastea; Trypanosomatida; Trypanosomatidae
Exons: 1
Coding region: 1-414 (137 amino acids)
Source: RefSeq, a predicted model, not a curated record
AUGUGGUUGUUAUUUCGCUGGAAGUGUGCGCUCCCUGAGGUGCACACAUCUGGGCGGUGCGUGCCCCUCUGGGGUUCUGCGGCGUUGGGUAGCGUGCCCCUUGGUGUUAUUGUUCUUUCUAGCGAGACUGCCGGUCGAGAAGUGUGUGUGUGGAGACACGCUGCUACGUGGGGUCGUCCUCCUGGUGUGUGUGUGUUGCUCGCGCGCGCAUGCCUGCCUGCGCGGGAUUCGCUGAGCAAUGUGUCGCUGACUUCCCUUUAUAAAAAAAAAAGAAAAAUAGUUCGCGAUAUGUUCGUUUGCUUGACAGACGCCGAAGUACCGUGUUCACGCAAAGGGUCGAUGAAGAUCUCGUCUCGCCUUUCGCGCUUUCGGGGUCCCGCAGUUAUCGUAUCUUUUCGAAGUGCACCGGGCUAA